AUGGAAGAAAGUAAUAAAGGAACUUAUGAAUGUGAUUCGGUACUAUCUGAAUUUUCUGAAAAUACUUUUAACAGUGAAAAUCCCAGUGUUGAACUCAAUGAAAAUGAUACCUAUUCUUCAGAAAAAAAUUUUGUUUUGAUAGUUAAAGCAUAUGCAAAACGAAAUGGUUUUCAG
Funneliformis caledonium is the source of this 174-nucleotide messenger RNA. NCBI's taxonomy places the organism in Eukaryota, Fungi, Glomeromycota, Glomeromycetes, Glomerales, Glomeraceae. The record is from the annotation of a GenBank genome assembly.